Messenger RNA from Bemisia tabaci, 3917 nucleotides. RefSeq lists its product as uncharacterized. The record is from RefSeq and is a predicted model, not a curated record. NCBI's taxonomy places the organism in Eukaryota, Metazoa, Arthropoda, Insecta, Hemiptera, Aleyrodidae.
ACCCCCGAGCGCCCCGAGAGCCCCCGGUGAGCGCGACCCCGCCUCGCCAACCCCCAAAUUGAUGGGAAUUCCAGUCUCCAUGAAUUAUGGUUCAUCCUCGCACCGGAAAUGUAGCGAUCACGGUGGUACUAAUACACUUUGUGUUAGGCAGCACAUCAGUCCCUCCAAACGCAGAUAUUUCCAUUGAAGAUCAGAAACCAAAUGAUGCCAAAGAGGAGGACAGUGGAAGAACAGAAGGCAGGCUUCAACCAAAUGAUGCCAAAGAGGAGGACAACGGAAGGACAGAAGGCAGGCUUCAACCUCGAGAAGCCACGGAUCCCUCCCAAGCUACUUACGACAACUUCGGCAACACUGUUUCAUACAUGAAUUUCUUCCAAAAGGCAGGAUUUCUAGGAGAACAGCAAGAAGGCUCCGACUCCUUCAAGAAGAGUCCGUUCCUCAAACGGUUCCGGGACUUCUUGUCUCAAGAAGUAAACAGGGAACUAGCGCCAUCAGAGUCCAUUCAUGACGACUAUGUCGACCUUUCAUCGAACUCAACCCAUGAAUUAAACCAAAGCUCACUUGUGCCAUCAAAUGCAACUUUCCAAAAUUCUAGUGACCUGUUGAAUCUUAAAGACCCAGACCCGAAAGAAUCAUCCGUCAUUGAACUAAAGUUGCACAGAGCCAUCGAAGAAAAUGCUGAUCAAAACGAUUCAUCGAGUAGCGUAGCCGCGGUUAGCACCCAGGAGAAACAAAACAGAACCGAUGAAGAGGAUACUUUUGCCGGCACUCAGCCAGAGGCAAACGUAACAUUAGAUGUCUUGCAAAUCGACAAUUUUGUCGAAAACGAAACCCAGAAAAGUCCGUCCAGCGAGCCGAACCCUGUCGAUUUACAAGCCGCAGCAGAUUCAUCUUCCGAUUUUCCGAAAGUGCAAGCUCUCAACAGUGCGGGUGUCAAACAAAAUCGAACUGAAGAAACUUCCGACGCAAACGUGGCAGCGUCCUCCUCUGAGUUUCUCAAGCUCCAAAGAGCUAUCGAUGAGGAGACCAAACGCCUUCAAUCAAAAGCGAAAACCUCCGGAAAGCUCGCUUUUGGUGAUAAAAUGGACCGGAGCCACAAGAAAGACACGAACUCCGACAUAGAAUACCCCUCCAGCGAUGACGAUUAUCCAGACAUCAAAGACAUCCCCUCCCACAACGAGGUCCCUUCUUACGAGGCCCUCCAGAAGACAUACAACGAGGACGGCUACCUAACACCGGCCCCCAGUCGUGCGACUAGCUCCUUCGGCAUCGAGAAAUACCACAUCCCCAAAACGCAAGCAAACUACCCGUUGAGCGGAAGUGAAUCGUUCAACAACUUUGAAUACCCCUCCCUGAAGCAACGAGUCUACAGCGCUCACCCUUACACCCCAACAACGAGAUCAAAACACGGUGCCCCACAAGUGAACGAGGACCCGGAGGAAUAUCCCCAGUACGGCGAUCCGUCGGAUUUCAUAGGUAUCGGGCAAUACCCGUCCGAUUACGUCAUACAUAGUGCAGAAGAACCAGAGGCUGAUUAUUACGACGAUGAGAAGAGUCCACCUCCGACUGGCUACUACCCUUACUUCACGCCGCAGAAGAAGAAGAAACCCUCGGAUGAAGACGAUUACGAUUUCGGAGACGGGGACGACGAGGACGAAGACGGCGAGAAGAAGGACAAAGACGAAUACUACGACGAAGGAGAAGGAGAGCCGGACGCUGACUACACGAACGUCCAACCGACGAUCAAAGCCUUAGAUUCGGAGACGAAGGAAUCCAAGUCGAUCUCGUCCAAGCGGAAACCGGACAAAGACAAGAAAAAAGAAAAGAAAUCGACGAAGAAGAUCCUGAAGGCAGCCCCGAUGCUAUUACCCGCUCUGCCGAUCAUGGCUGCCAUGGCCAGACCAUCCAGUCCGAUAAAGCACUGCACGCUCAAGAAUAAAACCGUCGAGCCCGCGCGGAACGAAAGUUCGAACGCGACAAAGCAGGCUUCCUACUGCUACACGUGUAUCAAUUUUGCGAACGGCGAGAAGACGGAGCAAUGCGUGAACAAAACGCUCGGAAAGCCCGAAGAUGUUCUAUCGACUACCCCGAGUGAGAAAAAAGAUGACGCCAAGGUCCGCGUGGCUCGGCAAGUGAUCGUGAGGAGGUGGAUGCCUCAGAUGGAGGUCUACCCGCGUGAAACGAGGCGUAGAGCACCCCGGCGGGACGAGGUCGAUGCCGUGGAUUUCGACUUCGAGCAUCAUGGUGAGGACAUAGAGAACGAUGACCUUGAUUUCUUCUCGGACGAGGACGGAGAAGCUGGCUCGGAUGUUGAUGAGUAUCUGCCCCCAGCAGAGAGUCUCCGGGAGAUGGACGACGGCUCGUGUAAGAAAGUCCGCAAGAACGGACUCAACUGUCUCGUUUGCGAGAAAGCCAAUUCCGCCGGGACGUUCGAGCAGUGCUCUUACGAGUCGGACCCGAAAGAGAACGCCUACGAGUAUUCGACCAAAGAGACUUACGGCUCGAAGAAUAGGCCCUCGGAGAGGUACCGACGUUCCCGAGUCAAGAAAGACAUCAAUCUCAGGAACAGUCCGUUCGACUCGGGGCUUUUGCCCAAAGGUCCGUCCAUCGGACGAGGCAAGAUCGACCUCUUGGGAAGGAACAACGGUUUCAAGUCGGACUUGGGGAAGUCGUAUUCCCUAAGCGGGAGCUCGGAUGACGAUUUUUCCAGUAGCGUCUUCCCGGACGUGAAAGUUCCUGGUUUAGGAGGCGGCAAGUCCAACCAUUUUUCGAAUGAAUUCUCGUCCGACCUCGAUGCUGCCAUCAAACCUGAGUCCGAUUUCCUUCCCGGAUUCGCAUCUAAGUCUUCGUUGAACUCCGGAGGAGGUCUGUUCAAAAAACAAAGACCGUCGCUGUUUGAUAACCGACCACAGUUGAGGCUCAAACCGGAGAAGAACUCCUACGACAGCCUCCUCGGAGACUUCACCGCCAAGGACCGAUCCCACUGUAAGAAAGAGAUCAAGGAUGGGUCCACAUGUUACUAUUGCACCGACGACGAAGGGUCAGAACAUGAGGAGUGUAUGUACGUGAAGAAGUCUCAACCGGAGAACAAGGAGGUCAAGUACCACCAGUCGAAGGAAGUCAAGACGCCGCUGCGGGGACACAAAGCGGCGGACAAAUUCGACGAGAUAUUGAACUCGAACACCGCCCACAACCCGGUUUACAGGCAGAAUGACGAGGGAAUGGACUCUGUCGAGGACUUUGAAGAGGAUGUAGAGUCGACUUACGCCAAACACGAAGCUGCGAGUCCCGGCUUUUACCACGAGGGGUCUCCGGCUAUGUCGACAGUCAGUCGGACGGACUUCAAGGGCGAUGAGAGUCCGACGGGAUAUAGGUAUAAUACCCAGCAUACAACAUCGCCGAAUGGCCGAGAGGAUAGUGUUCCCACUCAAAAGCCAUCCAGCCGUUUAAGUUACGGAAUGUUGGACUAUCCAACGAAACCACCGCCCGCGCCGGUCGACGCGGAUGAGGAUUUGGACAAUCUGGAGCCCGGCGUCGGGGGCGGGGACACAGAGCCUCUGGGGGAGAAUUCCAGCAACAACCUCCGCCACCACGAGGCACGAAGUGAUGAUGAUGUUCAGCUUGUGUACGACAACCGGUUCAAGAUGACCUUGCCCAAGUUCAUGGUUGAGAAGACGGAGCAGGAGGAUGAGUUUGAUAGUACUUACACGAAAAUGCUGAAGAACAUUGAUAAAAUGUGAUUUGGUUCAAACUGGUUGGAUUUUAAUGGCGGCGGCCUCUCGCCGCGCCGCCAUAGUGGCUCGAGUCAAUAGAAGAGGUCGGACAAAAUUUGAAAACUUUAAAAGCUUAUAACUCCGUUUAUAUACAAUUUUGAAGUUCCAACAGUAGUUCCAUUGGUUUUCUUACAAAAUUUUCAU